AUGGGUAAAAAUGACGUUAAAAUGCUAAAACUUAGGGUACCAUUGGUCAUUUGGGUUGGUCAACGAUCAUUUGGCCUUGAUAGAGCAGACUUUGAUACUUUAGAGGAUGAUGACUGUACCUACGUGAUUUACGUGCAAACAGGAAGCAUAAAUGAUGCUACAACAUAUGCAACAGUGAAUCUUGAACUAAGAGACACUUAUUUCGAUCGAUUAAACCUCACAAAUCUACAAUCGUGGGGAAUAAUGAGCAAAAAUCAUUACUAUUUUCGAAGAGGAAAUUUAGAUACUUUUUCUGUGAAAGGGAAAUGUUUCAAAGGUCCAAUUUGUAGCAUAACAUUGAGCCAUGAUAAUAAGGGUUUGUCAUCUGGUUGGUACGUCGACUAUGUACAACUCACGACUAUUGCACCAAGUCGAGGUUGCCGGAGAACUUACUUCCCUGUCAAUACUUGGGUUGCUAUCGACAAGUGGCCGUAUGGUUCGGCUAGAAGGGGUGUUUAUUUAUGUGAUGAGAUUGUUAGACAUGAACGUAAAUGUUCAUAUUAG
Amaranthus tricolor (Joseph's coat) is the source of this 543-nucleotide messenger RNA. Its product is annotated as PLAT domain-containing protein 3-like. Gene Ontology annotation, molecular function: protein binding. The record is from RefSeq and is a predicted model, not a curated record. The coding region runs from base 1 to 543 and encodes 180 amino acids. The transcript has 3 exons. Lineage: Eukaryota; Viridiplantae; Streptophyta; Magnoliopsida; Caryophyllales; Amaranthaceae.